GGCUCAGGGGCGGGGCUCGAGCCGAAGCGGAAGUGGUGACCGGAGCGGAAGUGGAGCCGCCGCCACCGCCGCCGCCGAUUCCGGAGCCGGGGUAGCUGCUGCCGCCGCCGCCACUGCAGCUGCCGCCGCUGCCGCCAGAGGAGUGGGCUUGGGAAAGAAGCGGUCACCGCGCCGGGAGCUCCGCUCGCAAGCUUUUUUGCCCCCUGCAGCCCUCCCACGGGAAUGACCAUGGAUAAAAGUGAGCUGGUACAGAAAGCCAAACUCGCCGAGCAGGCUGAGCGCUAUGAUGACAUGGCCGCGGCCAUGAAGGCAGUCACGGAGCAGGGGCACGAACUCUCCAACGAGGAGAGAAACCUGCUCUCCGUCGCCUACAAGAACGUAGUCGGUGCCCGCCGUUCUUCCUGGCGUGUCAUCUCCAGCAUCGAGCAGAAAACAGAGAGGAACGAGAAGAAGCAGCAGAUGGGCAAAGAGUACCGUGAGAAGAUCGAGGCAGAGCUGCAGGACAUCUGUAACGAUGUUCUGGAGCUGUUGGACAAAUACCUAAUUCCCAAUGCUACACAACCAGAAAGUAAGGUGUUCUACUUGAAAAUGAAAGGAGAUUAUUUUAGAUAUCUUUCUGAGGUGGCGUCUGGAGACAAUAAACAAACCACUGUGUCGAACUCCCAGCAGGCCUACCAGGAAGCAUUUGAAAUUAGUAAGAAAGAAAUGCAGCCUACACACCCAAUUCGACUGGGCCUGGCACUUAAUUUCUCCGUCUUUUACUAUGAGAUUCUAAACUCUCCUGAAAAGGCUUGCAGCCUGGCAAAAACGGCAUUUGAUGAAGCAAUUGCUGAAUUGGACACCCUGAAUGAAGAGUCCUACAAAGACAGCACCCUGAUCAUGCAGUUGCUCAGGGACAAUCUCACUCUGUGGACGUCGGAAAACCAGGGAGAUGAAGGCGAUACUGGGGAGGGAGAGAACUAAUGUCUGUCGUGCUGCGUGAUCUCUUCAGUGUCACUCUGUACCCUCCACAUAUACCCCUUUGUGCGAUAAAAAAAAAAAAAAGAA
Messenger RNA from Sus scrofa (pig), 1047 nucleotides. RefSeq names its product tyrosine 3-monooxygenase/tryptophan 5-monooxygenase activation protein beta (gene YWHAB). NCBI's taxonomy places the organism in Eukaryota, Metazoa, Chordata, Mammalia, Artiodactyla, Suidae. The record is from RefSeq and is a predicted model, not a curated record.